AAAUAAAACUGCUGCAAAAGAAAUGUAACCUACCGCCACGCAAGUUGAGUGUUUUGUAGCCUUUCAACAUAACUUCCUGCAAAGAUGGCAGACAAUGCUGUAGAAAAUUCUGCAAUGUCUACGGCUGCAACAGAAGAGCCCAUGGAAACUGUCCAAGAAAGUGUGAGCUCGAUACCCACCCCUCCCCCUGCUACGCCAACUGCUGCCCCGCCCACUGCUGCCCCUGACCCCCAGCCUGAGGUGAGAGCAGACCCUCCUGCUGAGACUAAACCAGAUGUGAAGGUAGCGUCAGCAGAGCUGGAGAAGUACUGGAAACCCGUGAAGAGCAACCCCAAUGACUUCACUGGCUGGACUUACUUACUGCAAUAUGUUGAACAAGAGGAUGAUAUCGAUAACGCUAGGGAAGCAUAUGAAGAGUUUCUCUCCAACUACCCGUAUUGCUAUGGAUACUGGAAGAAAUAUGCAGACCUUGAGAAACGACAUAAUGAACUAGCUAACGCCAUUGAUGUGUUUGAGCGCGGGGUGAAGGCGGUGCCCCUGAGUGUGGAGCUGUGGCUACACUACAUUCAGUUCUACAUCAAGGAGCUUCAGAAUAUUGAAGAGACCAGGAGAUUGUAUGAGAAAGCAAUCAUCGCUGCGGGCACAGAAUUCCGCUCUGACAAGCUGUGGGACAGCUACAUCAACUGGGAGAAGAUAACAGAUCUCAAGAGGGUGACCAACAUCUAUGACCGACUUUUCCACAUCCCUACACAGUUGUACAGUCACCACUAUGAAAAUUUCAAGAAGCACGUGCUAAACCACCACCCCAAGGACAUCCUCGUCGUGGAUGAGUUCAUUCGACUGAGACUCGAGGUCGUGAGUGAGACUGACCCCACGUCAGUGGCCCCUAGCGACGAUGCUCCACCCGGUGUCGAGGCACCCCCAGGGAUAGAUGACAAGAAAGAGGAGAAUCCUGAAGAGACGAACAAGAUACGAGAUAAGAUCCUCAAGCAGAGAGAGAGCACAUUCAAGAGUAAUGAGGAGGAAGUCAGCAAGAGAUGGGUCUACGAGGAGGGGAUAAAGCGGCCCUAUUUCCAUGUGAAGCCUCUAGAAAGGUCCCAGUUGAAGAACUGGAGAGAGUACCUGGACUUUGAGAUCCAGUUCGGGACCCACGAGAGGGUGGUCGUGCUCUUUGAGAGGUGCAUGAUUGCUGCAGCUCUGUAUGAGGACUUCUGGUUGAAGUAUGCGCGAUACCUGGAAGACCAUUUCUCCAACUUGAAGAAGGCAGCCACAGACUCCACAGAGCGCAGUGUCCCCCUGGAUGACACAGGCCUGGAGGCUGUGAAGAGUGUGUACAAGAGAGCCUGCACCAUACACCUCCCCAAGAAACCCUACGUGCACCUGGCAUGGGCAGCCUUUGAGGAGAGACAAGGUCGCCACAACGAUGCCUGGAAGAUCCUGUCCAAUCUGGAGGACGCAUUGCCGGGUAUGGUUAUGGUUGCUAUGCGACGGAUCAGUCUGGAGCGACGCAUCGGCAACCGCGAGAAAACAGAGAUGCUCUUCCAAGAAUACAUUGAUAAGGCCACAGACAUGAAUGUCCGCACUUUCUAUGUCAUCAAAUAUGCAAGAUAUCUGUUUAAGGUUCUUGGAGAUGAGAUCCGGGCCAGGAAGAUCCUCAUGGAGGCUCUUGAGAAGGACACACGCAAUGAGAAGUUGUACGUGCACUUGCUGGACAUGGAGUAUCAGAAGAGACCAAUAAACGUGGACAGUGCCCUUGAAAUCUUCUCACGUGCCAUGACCAGCGCCGACCUCACCAUGAACACCAAGAUCAAGAUGUCCCAGCGCAGGCUUGAGUUCCUUGAGGACUUUGGCUCCAGCAUCGUGCAGUUAAAGGAGUGUUAUGAAGAGCAUCAGAAGCUGAUCAAGGACAUGCAGUCCUCGGAGAAGAAGAGGAAGGCAUCCACCGAGAACUCAAGUGAGGAACUAACCAUCGCCGCCCAGGUGCAAGCCCCUCCCCCAGAAAAGAAGCCAAAGUCCAACGUGGCGGUCAACGGGGCGGUGGACCAGUCACAGAUGAUGCAUGACUACACUGCCUACUGGCAACAGUAUCAGAACCACGCAGCAGCCUACUACCCCCAGGGGUGGGGCACGUACGGACAGUAUUACAACUCAUGAUGGCCAGCAAGACAUUUAGAAGUGUACAGCAUGUAGCAGCAGAAGUGUAUGAGAACUACUGACGGUGCACUGAGACUUAGUGAAAACAUGUUUUGGAUAUUGAAGAUAUGAACUUAUGUUGUGUCUUGUUUUAUGGAAAGAUGCCGGAAAUGCGUAGUACUAAACUUUGUGUGAUGAUAUAUUUAUUAGGUAUAAAUCACUAUUAUGACAUCAUUUUGCCAUUGACAUUAUUUAAUAAGUGGUUCAUAAAUUGUUCAUGUUUUCAAACUUGUAAUAUUUUUGUUGGGUAGGAGUUCAUAAUAUGUGUCUGUUUAUGUUAUUGAUGCAGUUACCAUGGUUACCAGUGCGGUUCAUGAAUCUUUCACAUGAUCACUGUGAGAUCUGCAUUUUAUGUUUGUUUUUUAACUGUUUAUUUUUAUUCUGUAAACAUUCUUGGCUGUGCAUAUAAUUGCAUCUGCUAGUGAGUGGAAAGUUUGAAGUAUAAUAACAACAUGAAAUGAUUUCAAUGGCUACAUAUGCCUACAAGAUUUAAAAAGAUAAUAUUCAUACACAAAUCUCUGUUUUUGAGUAUUUUGCGUUCAACGAUAUAUGGAUUUCAUAUAUCGUAGUGAACACACCUUUUGUAAAGUAAUCAAUUGUGUAAUCUGCAUCCAGAAGGCAACAAAUCCCAUCAUCCUUUAAUAUAUUACAUUAUAAUGACAACAUCAUGUUAAAUGAUAUGUUCUUAAUAAUAUGUAUUUUUAUGUGUGCCAUUUUUUUGUAAGUAAAAAUGUGUUUUGCGUUUUGUUAAGCAGAAAUGAACUGCCUGGUUUAUGUGCUAUUAAAAUGAUAAUAUGAAA
Molecule: messenger RNA, 2993 nt
Organism: Dreissena polymorpha
Lineage: Eukaryota; Metazoa; Mollusca; Bivalvia; Myida; Dreissenidae
Product: pre-mRNA-processing factor 39-like
Exons: 15
Coding region: 85-2154 (689 amino acids)
Biological process (GO): mRNA 5'-splice site recognition; RNA processing
Cellular component (GO): U2-type prespliceosome; commitment complex; nucleus
Molecular function (GO): protein binding
Source: RefSeq, a predicted model, not a curated record